GUCAGGAGACGGGGGUAAGAAUCUCAUUCCUGAACUUCUCGCUGGGGAUGUGCCAGAUGUCCCACCCUGGGGCAGAACAGGCCCUAAGCCAGGCACUGCCCCCAUCCCACAGCCUGUCCCAGCACUGGCAGAGAGGGGGUAACAGGCUGAUGGGUGAGCGUGCGUCACAGGCCCCGCCUCCCUGAGUUACCUGUGUUGUGCAGGCAGCUCACCUUUACAGGUAACCUCUGAGAAGCUGCAGCCACGCCAGCCCCCUCCUCCCUGUCUCUGGAGCUGUGAGUGCUACAUAGAGUGGGAGGGAGUAGGACAGACUCACAGAAGCCAGAAGGAAAGGGCUCACCUCUCACACACGCUCAGCAGCUACACUGGCUUGUUCCAUCUGCCCUUAUUCCUCUCCCUGUAACCAACCCUGACACCGCUCCGCUGGGGCAGCAGUUACAGGUGGAAGCUCCUGUGGGAGCAGGCGCUCUGAUCCCUAUAAGAUGAGAGUCCUCCAUUGUCACCUGUGUCUCUGUGUUCUGCUGUGCUGGGGUGCAAGUGGGGACAACGCAGUAACCCCUCGCCUGAAAUUGUCUUAUCGUGAUCUGUCUCUGCACGGCCUGCGCACCUACGUGCUAGAGCGCUCUUGCUGUUACGAUACCCUCCUAUUGGAUGAGGAGCGCGGGCGGCUCUUUGUGGGAGGAAAGAAUUACCUGCUGUCGUUGAGUCUGGAUAACAUUACUCGGAAUGACCUUGUGAUACACUGGCCGGCGCCUGUGGAAUGGAGGGAGGAAUGUAACUGGGCAGGAAAAGACAUUAAUACAGAAUGUAUGAAUUAUGUGAAGGUCCUGCAGCAAUAUAAUCGCACUCACCUGUUCACCUGCGGGACCGGAGCAUUCCACCCGGCCUGCGGCUACCUGCACGUGGGGCAGCGCACCGAGGAUCCAGUGUUUAAAUUGGAUAUAAAGAGGCUGGAGGACGGGAAGGGGCGGUGUCCGUAUGAUCCUAAACACACAUCAGCUUCUGUGCUUGUCGGGGAUGAAAUAUACUCUGGAGUUGCUACUGAUCUUAUGGGGCGAGAUUUCACCAUAUUCCGGAGCUUGGGAAGACGCCCUCCUCUGCGCACAGAACAGCAUGAUUCCCGCUGGCUGAAUGAACCCAAAUUUGUCAAAGUGUUUUGGAUUCCGGAGAGUGAAAACCCAGACGAUGAUAAAAUCUACUUCUUCUUUCGGGAGACGCCCGUUGAGGGUCUGGGAGGUGUCAAACAGUCCUACGCCCGGAUAGGGCAGAUAUGCCGGAAUGACAUGGGAGGACAGAGGAGCUUAGUGAAUAAAUGGACGACGUUCCUGAAGGCUCGCCUUGUGUGCAGGGUACCUGGCAAUGAGGCAGGGGGCGACACCUCCUUCGACGAGCUCAGAGAUGUAUUUCUGCUGCACACCAAAGACAGGAGGAACCCGCUGAUAUAUGCUCUAUUCUCCACCUCCAGUUCUGUGUUCCGUGGCUCUGCAAUCUGUGUCUACACAAUGAAUGAUGUCCGCAGAGCUUUUCUUGGACCCUUUGCUCACAAGGAAGGACCCAACUACCAGUGGGUGUCGUAUCAGGGCAGAGUGCCGUAUCCACGGCCCGGGAUGUGUCCAAGUAAAACAUUUGGAAGUUUCGAAUCCACCAAAAACUUUCCUGACGACGUGCUGCAGUUUGCACGGAAUCACCCGCUCAUGUUUAACCCUGUAACACCCGGCUCUGGCAGGCCCAUUUUCCUGCGCAGCCACGGGGAAGUCAUGUUUACAAAGCUGACCGUGGACAGGGUGACUGCCGCUGACGGCGAAUACGACGUUAUGUUCAUCGGAACAGAUGUGGGUUCCGUGCUGAAAGUCAUCUCCGUGCCCAAACAGAGCUGGGACCAGAUGGAGGAACUGGUUUUGGAAGAGCUUCAAGUCUUCAAGGACGAAUCUCCCAUCACCGGCAUGCAGAUAUCAUCUAAGCGACAACAACUGUAUGUGAGUUCUGCGAGAGGCAUUUCCCAGGUGCCCCUGCAUCGCUGCGGUAUCUAUGGGAAGGCUUGUGCCGAAUGCUGCUUAGCCAGGGACCCUUACUGUGCCUGGGACGGUGCCAGCUGUACACGGUACCUGCCCAACACCAAGAGGAGGUCUCGUCGCCAGGAUGUUAGGAAUGGGGACCCCAACACAUUAUGUUCAGGGGAGCAGCAGCGGCUCAGUGUACAGGAGAAGAGGCUGGUCGGCGUGGAGGGGAGCAGCGUUUUCCUGGAGUGCCUCCCCAAAUCCCUGCGCGCCCAGGUCACAUGGAUUCAUCAAAAGUCGCCUGAGUUACCCAGAAAAGAGGUGCAGUUUGAUGAGCGAGUAAUAAAUACAGACCGCGGGAUUCUCCUGCGCAGUGUAAUGCGCCGGGACGCUGGGACGUUUCUCUGUCAUGCAUCAGAACAUGGAUUUACUCAGGUCUUACUUCAUCUAAAUCUAGAGGUCAUCCCGUCCUCCAGAGCUGAGGAACCAUUAGGACCCCAGCGUGUGCCGCAGAUGAGAUGGUACCAGGACUUUAUGCGGCUUCUUCAGCAGCCGGGUUCCAAAGGAGAACAGAUGUGUGAAGAGCUGUGGGCUCGGAAAGGCCGGAGCCACCACCCACCAGGCCCACACGGGGCUCCGCAACUUCCAGCCUCUAAGGGUCCUGGACGGCCACUGCCUCCACUUAGCAUGAAGGCAAAGAAAUGGAAGCACCUGGAGGAUAAGAUAAAAGUGAGGAGUCGCCGGACGCAUGUGCAUCAAAGGGCUGAGCGGGGACCUCGGAGUACCGCAAGCUAGGUACCUGGAUUCACAAACAUAUGAACCUUUAAACUGUAGAAAGAGAAAGGGCUGGUAAGGUGGAAACUCUGGUGGGGGGUCUGUCCUCUUCCACGUGUUCCUUAUUGAGGGCUCGUAGACUGUAUCUCGGAGCAAGGUAUAAAUGUACAGAGCAUUGCAUGGUAACCCAAUCUUCUACCAAAGAGUAUUGCUUCAUUAACUCCGGAUAAAGAUGCUGGACAAGACACGAUCAUGACACCACUUCUGUUCUUCCAGUUCCACGCUGUCUUUAUGUAUUUAUAAACACUCCACAUCAUGAAGGGGCCUAAGGACCAGGGAUUCUGCCUGAUGACUGGUUACUUCUCUGCGGUAGACACAUCCAAACACUAUCCUGUCCGGAUGCCAAAUUUGGCCUUGGCAAUGCUCUCCAAUGACAAACUCAUUCCAAGAGCACAAGUUCAUGACUGAAACCAUUUUCAACUGGGGAGAAUCCCACAACGUAGGGGGUAUGCAGUUCCUACACUACACAUCUGCACAGUUCCGCAUGUUAAUGAGUUAUUCGUUACGUAGAUGAACACACACACAUGUACGUUUCUCUGCACAGUUCUGCAUGUUAAUGAGUUAUUCGUUACUUAGAUGAACACACACACAUAUGUUUCUCUGCACAGUUCCGCAUGUUAAUGAGUUAUUCGUUACUUAGAUGAACACACACACACAUGUACGUUUCUCUGCACAGUUCCGCAUGUUAAUUAGUUAUUCGUUACGUAGAUGAACACACACACAUGUACGUUUCUCUGCACAGUUCCGCAUGUUAAUGAGUUAUUCGUUACUUAGAUGAACACACACACAUAUGUUUCUCUGCACAGUUCCGCAUGUUAAUGAGUUAUUCGUUACGUAGAUGAACACACACACAUGUACGUUUCUCUGCACAGUUCUGCAUGUUAAUGAGUUAUUCGUUACUUAGAUGAACACACACACAUAUGUUUCUCUGCACAGUUCCGCAUGUUAAUGAGUUAUUCGUUACUUAGAUGAACACACACACACAUGUACGUUUCUCUGCACAGUUCCGCAUGUUAAUUAGUUAUUCGUUACGUAGAUGAACACACACACAUGUACGUUUCUCUGCACAGUUCCGCAUGUUAAUGAGUUAUUCGUUACUUAGAUGAACACACACACAUAUGUUUCUCUGCACAGUUCCGCAUGUUAAUGAGUUAUUCGUUACUUAGAUGAACACACACACACAUGUACGUUUCUCUGCACAGUUCCGCAUGUUAAUUAGUUAUUCGUUACGUAGAUGAACACACACACAUGUAUGUUUCUCUGCACAGUUCCGCAUGUUAAUGAGUUAUUCGUUACGUAGAUGAACACACACACAUGUACGUUUCUCUGCACAGUUCCGCAUGUUAAUGAGUUAUUCAUUACGUAGAUGAACAUACACACGUACGUUUCUCUGCACACAAGUGGUUCUUCUAUGGUAAUAAGUCUACAUGCCUAGAAGUCAGUCAAAGCUGAAGUUGAGCCGCAAAUUACUUAAAAGGAAGGCUGCCGCUAUGUGCGCUGCUCCAGUUCUUAGCCUAUCAAUUCCCUCUAGUGACAUCACGGCGGCACAAGCAGGGCGUACAGGCUGCAUUCUGGUGCAUCACACACACUGGCAGCCUUCAAUGUCUAUAGGAGACGUGUCCACAGAGGUGUACACACAUUAUAAGUCUCUAUCGCCCCUUAGGAAGAUACAGAUAGUCCACGUUUCGAUACACAAGAAGCUAAUGUUCACCCAGAAAACACUCUGCGAUAAUCACUCCACCAUAUCUGAAUCGCCCAAUAGAAAUGGUCUUGAAUAGGCGGUGCCACACUCCUUGCCGAAGCUUCCAUGUAUAUAUCUCACGGUCCUCUACAUUUCACCCCUGAUAUUCCCAGCACGUCUCCCCAUGUCCAAGAGGUCAACGGAACUAACAAGACCCCCUUAACCAGGCUCCCACUAACCCCCACCCCAGGUAUCGGCAGACAACAUUUCUGUUAGUGUAAAUAGCGUUAAAGUCUAAAUUAAUCCUUUCUGCUGCUACAGUUUGUGUGAUCGGCUUGGUCUGGUCACUGCUAUGGUCACGACGGUCCUGGACAACAGGUGGAAGUUGGAGAUGGAAAAUGACUUAUUAAGUUAACACAAUAAAAUCAGUUAUUUAAA
This is a messenger RNA of Pseudophryne corroboree (corroboree frog), 4950 nucleotides long. RefSeq names its product semaphorin-3B-like. The coding region runs from base 483 to 2792 and encodes 769 amino acids. Gene Ontology annotation, molecular function: semaphorin receptor binding; chemorepellent activity. The record is from RefSeq and is a predicted model, not a curated record. NCBI's taxonomy places the organism in Eukaryota, Metazoa, Chordata, Amphibia, Anura, Myobatrachidae. Gene Ontology annotation, cellular component: plasma membrane. Gene Ontology annotation, biological process: axon guidance; negative chemotaxis; negative regulation of axon extension involved in axon guidance. The transcript has 19 exons.